AUGACAACAAAAGUUCAAUGGAAACGCCUUGAUACAACAAUCGGUUCAAAUCCAAAACCACGUCAUGGACAUCGAGCAGUAGCUGUCAAAGAUUUAAUUAUUAUAUUCGGUGGAGGUAAUGAUGGUAUUGUUGAAGAUCUUAAUGUUUUUAAUUGUGCUACAAAUCAAUGGUUUCAACCAUUAACAAAAGGUGAUAUACCAACAGGUUGUGCUGCAUUUGGUUUUGCUACAGAUGGUGCAAGAAUUCUUGUUUUCGGUGGUAUGAUUGAAUAUGGAAAAUAUUCAGCAGAUCUUUGGGAACUUAAUCCAAUAACAUGGCAAUGGAAAAAAAUAAAAGCACGACCACCAAGAACAUCCUCAUUACCAUGUGCACGACUUGGACAUACAUUGACAUAUGUUGAUGGAAAAUAUUAUCUUUUCGGUGGUUUAGCUAAUGAUAGUAAAGAUCCUAAACAAAAUGUACCCAGAUAUUUAAAUGAUCUAUAUACACUGGAAUAUAAAAGUAAUAAUUAUUCAUGGGAACAACCAAUUAUUCGUAGUAUGCAACCAAUUGAACGUGAAUCUCAUUCAUGUGUUUCAUAUCGUGCACAAAUUGAAAAUCGAUCAAAAUUAAUUAUCUAUGGUGGAAUGAAUGGUCAUAGAUUAGGAGAUAUUUGGAGUUAUUAUCUAGAUUUAUCACAAUGGACACAAAUCACUGCGUCUGGUUUAGCACCACAACCACGUAGUCUUCAUUCGUCUGUUGUUCUUGGUCAUCGUAUGUUUGUAUUUGGUGGUUGGGUGCCGUUGGUUUCUUCAGAUAGAAAUGAACAAUAUGUCAAUGAAAAAGAAUGGAGAUGUACAAAUACAUUAGCUUCAUUAAAUUUAGAAACAAAUACAUGGGAACUUCUUGGACAAGAAUGUCUCGAUGAUAAUAUUCCACGAGCACGUGCUGGUCAUUGUGCUGUUGCUGUUAAUACAGGAAUGUAUAUAUGGAGUGGAAGAGAUGGUUAUCGAAAAGCUUGGAAUAAUCAAGUUUGUUGUAAAGAUUUAUGGUGUUUGGAAACAGCAUGUCCAGGUGAACCAGAAAAAGUCCAAUUACUUAAAGCAGGUAUUGGAAAUUUAGAAAUAUCAUGGAAUCCAGUCCCAACGGCUGAUUCUUAUAUUUUACAAAUUCAACGUUUUGAAGCACCCAUUGAACAAUCACAUCCAGCGCCUUCAAUAACAUCUCAAACACCUAUAAAUCCUUCAUCUAUACCAUUACAAUCCAUAUCUGCUUCAUUAUUUGCUUCGAAAAGUCCACAAUCAGUCCUAGCAUCAUUAAUUCCAACAUUUUCAAAUGAACAACAACCAGCAAGUGCAUCCGUUUCUGCAAUAAGUGACACUGAUACAAAUGUUGAUCAACGUCUUUCACCAUCAACACUUUUAAAUAAAUCCACAUCAGAUUUACUUUCAUUAUCUCAUUUAUCAUCAUCACAAACAUCACUUUCUUCACCUAUGAAUACAAUUAAUUCACAAACAUUAUCAACUGUAUCACAAUCUUCGAACAGUACAACAAAUCCAACAUUACUCUUUCAAAAACCAACAUCAUCAAAUAUUUCUUCUCAUCCUACACAAACUAUUCGUCCAACAAUGUCAUCAAAUAUUCAAUUUGUUAAUGCCUCUGCAAAUUCAACUGUUCGUCCAAUAAUUUUUCAUCAAAAAACAACAACAACAUCAACACAACCACAACUUCUUACUGUAAUGCCAGCUGGUGUUCGUUUUCAACAAUUAACACCUGUUGUACGUACUUCAACAACACAACCGACAACAAUUGUUCGAUUAAUGUCACCAACAACAUCAACUAUUCGAUCAACAACAGGACAACAACAAUUUAUACAAUUCAAUACAAAUAAACAACAACAACCAUUAGUUAUUAAAGCUAUAACAGCAUCAAAUCGACUGCAACAACCAAUUUUAUUAACAACUAAUACACAACAAAAAACAAUUUCACCUCAAACACAACAACAAGUUUUAGUUCUUAAUCAAAAUACAUUAAAUAAUAAUCAAGGACAAACAUCAAAACUUACCUUAUCAAUGACAAAUAUUGAUCCAUCGAAUUCUAUUAAUAUUAAUCAUUCUCAACAAACAUCAACAAAUGAUAAUACAAUGCCACAACUUGAUGGAUGUAAUUCAAUAGAAAUUUCUUCUCAAAAUAUUAAUAGAAUAACAACUGUUGAUGGUAUAUUAGAGAUAUUACAAAAACAAAUUUCUAUAAAAAAUCAUUAUAAAUUUAUUCCACAAAUUGAUGGUACUAUUGAUGAUCAGUCUCUACAAAAUGGAACCUCAUCUGUUUUACAAAAUUCUUCCAGUCCAACACAACAACAAACAACUAUAAUGAAUACAGAUUCUCAACAAUCAUUAAAUAAUCAUGAAAUUUCUCAAACAACAAUGUCAAAUGGUAAUACAAAAAUUGAAACAACAAAUGAUUUAAAACCAACAGAAAAUGAAGAUGAUAAUAGUUGGCAUUUAGUUGGAACAUUUAAAACAACAACUGCUGAUAUUAGACAUUAUUAUGUUGUUCCAUCACAAAUUAAUAAUAAUAACUAUGAUCUUCCUUCACUUCAAGUUCAAAAUUUAGUUAAAAAAGUUGAUCUUGAACCAGGUGUUAUUUAUAAAUUACGAAUAGCAGCAGUCAAUUCAUGUGGACAAGGACCAUGGAGUGAAGCAGCAGCAUUUAAAACAUGCUUGCCUGGUGCACCACCAGCACCAUCAAAUAUUAAAAUUACUAAAACAUCUGAUGGUGGUGCUCAUUUAACUUGGGAUGCUCCAUCAAAUGCAUCAUGUUUAAUAACUGGUUAUGCUGUUUAUUUGGCAGUUAAAAAUACAACAACAGAUAAUACAAUACCACGUCAACAUCAACAACAAGCAUCACAAAUGGCUUUUGUUCGUGUUUAUGGUGGUGCAUUAGCUGAAUGUUCUGUCUAUGCUGGUCAACUUCUUCAAGCACAUCUUGAUAUAAGUUCAAGUAGUAAACCAGCUAUUAUAUUUCGUAUUGCAGCACGUAAUGAACGUGGUUAUGGACCAGCAACACAAGUACGAUGGUUACAAGAUCAACAACAAAUACCAUAUCAAAAUUCAACAAUAAAUAAUUCCUUAAAACGAACCUCUUCAAAUGUAAAUUCAACAGGAAAUAAAAAACAACGAUUAGCACCAAUUGGAGGAGGAUCAAGUGAUACAUAA
Molecule: messenger RNA, 3198 nt
Organism: Rotaria sordida
Lineage: Eukaryota; Metazoa; Rotifera; Eurotatoria; Philodinida; Philodinidae
Source: the annotation of a GenBank genome assembly